This is a messenger RNA of Raphanus sativus (radish), 5115 nucleotides long. RefSeq lists its product as uncharacterized. The record is from RefSeq and is a predicted model, not a curated record. The transcript is spliced from 13 exons. Lineage: Eukaryota; Viridiplantae; Streptophyta; Magnoliopsida; Brassicales; Brassicaceae. The coding region runs from base 1 to 5115 and encodes 1704 amino acids.
AUGGAUCAAGGUUUUGAUCCUUCUAUAGAUAUGCCUACUGUGAAUGUUCAAGAUAGCGCCGAUGAGUUCCUCCUGAUUUCACUUCAAGAUCUGCCAAUUUCAGACGAACCAGUGACCGCCUUUGGUGAUGGCAUCUUUAGAUUCUCGAGAUCGGGUGUAUUUGAUGAUCACGAAUGGCCUGCUGUUCUUCUUAAAAAGACGAGAGAAGAGCCUCAUCUGAGAUAUGAUUUUUCCAGAAUCAACCUAGGAUCCCUUGGUGCUGAAGGCGGACGUGUCUUUGAGCGACGGGUGUAUGGCCAUUAUGUCUUUGCCAAUUACAUCAGGUAUGACCCCGUUGAUGGCAAAGAGCCUUCUUCAGAUGAUUCGGGUGAAUAUUUCAAUGCCGAGAGUGAGAGGUCGGAGAAUGAAGAAGAGGAAGAGGAGCUUUCAGAUGAACCUGUGGAAGACGAGAGUCAGGAUGAAGAGGAACAAGAUUCGGAGAAUGAAGAAGAGGAACCAGUCAAUGAAGUGGAGCUUUCAGAGGAAACUGUGGAAGACGAGAGUCAGGGUGACGAGGAACAAGGUUCGGAGAAUGAAAAAGAUGAUCCAGUCACUGAAGAGGAGCUUUCAGAUGAACCUGUGGAAGACGAGAGUCAGGGUGAAGAGGAACAAGAUUCGGAGAAUGAAGAAGAGGAUCCAGUUAAUGAAGAGGAGCUUUCAGAUGAAACUGUGGAAGACGAGAGUCAGGGUGACGGGAACAAGGUUCGGAGAAUGAAGAAGAGAAUCCAGUUAAUGAAGAGGAGCUUUCAGAUGAACCUGUGGAAGACGAGAGUCGGGGUGACGAGGAACAAGGGUGACAAGGAACAAGGUUCAGAGAAUGAAGAAGAGGAUCCAGUCAUCAAUGAAGAGGAGCUUUCAGAUAAACCUGUGGAAGACGAGAGUCAGGGUGAAGAGGAACAAGAUUCGGAGAAUGAAGAAGAGGGUCCAGUCAAUGAAGAGGACCUUUCAGAUGAAAUUGUGGAAGACGAGAGUCAGGGUGACGAGGAACAAGGUUCAGAGAAUGAAGAAGAGGAUCCAGUCACUAAAGAGGAGCUUUCAGAUGAACCUGUGGAAGAUGAGAGUCAGGGUGAAGAUGAACAAGGUUCGGAGAACGAAGAAGAGGAUCAAGACCUUUCAGAUGAAGCUGUGGAAGACGAGAGUCAGGGUGACGAGGAACAAGGUUUGGAGAAUGAAGAAGAGGAUCCAGUCACUGAAGAGGAGCUUUCAGAUGAACCUGUCGAAGACGAUAGUAAGGAUGAAGAGGAACAAGAUUCGGAGAAUGAAGAAGAGGAUCCAGUCAAUGAAGAGGAGCUUUUAGAUGAACCUUUGGAAGACGAGAGUCAGGGUGAAGAGGAACAAGGUUCGGAGAAUGAAAAAGAGGAUCCAGUCAAUGAAAAAGAGUUUUCAGAUGAACCUGUGGAAGACGAGAGUCAGGGUGAAGAGGAACAAGGUUCGGAGAAUGAAGAAGAGGAUCCAGUCACUAAAGAGGAGCUUUCAGAUGAACCUGUGGAAGACAGGAGUCAGGGUGAAGAGAAACAAGGUUCGGAAAAUGAAGAAGAUCAUACAGUCAAUGAAGAGAAGCUUUCAGAUGAAACUGUGGAAGACGAGAGUCAGGGUGACGAGGAACAAGGUUCGGAGAAUGAAGAAGAGGAUCCAGUCACUGAAGAGGAGCUUUCAGAUGAAUCUGUGGAAGACGAGAGUCAGUUUGAAGAGGAACAAGACGAGAGUCAGGGUGACGAGGAACAAGGUUCGAAGAAUGAAGAAGAGGGUCCAGUCAAUGAAGAGGAGCUUUCAGAUGAAACUGUGGAAGACGAGAGUCAGGGUGACGAGGAACAAGGUUCGGAAAAUGAAGAAGAAGAUCCAGUCACUCAAGAGAAGCUUUCAGAUGAAACUGUGGAAGACGAGAGUCUGGGUGACGAGGAACAAGGUUCGGAGAAUGAAGAAGAGGAUCCAGUUAAUGAAGAGGAGCUUUCAGAUGAAACUGUGGAAGACGAGAGAGUCAGGGUGACGAGGAACAAGGGUGACAAGGAACAAGGUUCGGAGAAUGAAGAAGAGGAUCCAGUCAUCAAUGAAGAGGAGCUUUCAGAUAAACCUGUGGAAGACGAGAGUCAGGGUGAAGAGGAACAAGAUUCGGAGAAUGAAGAAGAGGGUCCAGUCAAUGAAGAGGAGCUUUCAGAUGAACCUGUGGAAGACGAGAGUCAGGGUGACGAGGAACAAGGUUCGGAGAAUAAAGAAGAGGACCCAGUCAAUGAAGAGGAGUUUUCAGAUGAAACUGUGGAAUACGAGAGUCAGGGUGACAAGGAACAAGGUUCAGAGAAUGAAGAAGAGGAUCCAGUCAUCAAUGAAGAGGAGCUUUCAGAUAAACCUGUGGAAGACGAGAGUCAGGGUGAAGAGGAACAAGAUUCGGAGAAUGAAGAUGAGGGUCCAGUCAAUGAAGAGGACCUUUCAGAUGAAAUUGUGGAAGACGAGAGUCAAGGUGACGAGGAACAAGGUUCAGAGAAUGAAGAAGAGGAUCCAGUCACUAAAGAGGAGCUUUCAGAUGAACCUGUGGAAGAUGAGAGUCAGGGUGAAGAUGAACAAGGUUCGGAGAACGAAGAAGAGGAUCAAGACCUUUCAGAUGAAGCUGUGGAAGACGAGAGUCAGGGUGACGAGGAACAAGGUUCGGAGAAUGAAGAAGAGGAUCCAGUCACUGAAGAGGAGCUUUCAGAUGAACCUGUCGAAGACGAUAGUAAGGAUGAAGAGGAACAAGAUUCGGAGAAUGAAGAAGAGGAUCCAGUCAAUGAAGAAGAGCUUUUAGAUGAACCUUUGGAAGACGAGAGUCAGGGUGAAGAGGAACAAGGUUCGGAGAAUGAAAAAGAGGAUCCAGUCAAUGAAAAGGAGUUUUCAGAUGAACCUGUGGAAGACGAGAGUCAGGGUGAAGAGGAACAAGGUUCGGAGAAUGAAGAAGAGGAUCCAGUCACUAAAGAGGAGCUUUCAGAUGAACCUGUGGAAGACGAGAGUCAGUGUGAAGAGAAACAAGGUUCGGAAAAUGAAGAAGAUCAUACAGUCAAUGAAGAGAAGCUUUCAGAUGAAACUGUGGAAGACGAGAGUCAGGGUGACGAGGAACAAGGUUCGGAGAAUGAAGAAGAGGGUCCAGUCAAUGAAGAGGACCUUUCAGAUGAAACUGUGGAAGACGAGAGUCAGGGUGACGAGGAACAAGGUUCGGAGAAUGAAGAAGAGGAUCUAGUCACUGAAGAGGAGCUUUCAGAUGAAACUGUGGAAUACGAGAGUCAUGGUGACGAGGAACAAGGUUCGGAGAAUGAAGAAGAGGAUCCAGUCACUGAAGAGGAGCUUUCAGAUGAACAUGUGGAAAACGAGAGUCAGGGUGAAGAUGAACAAGGUUCGGAGAAUGAAGAAGAGGAUCCAGUCACUGAAUUGGAGCUUUCAGAUGAACCUGUGGAAAACGAGAGUCAGGGUGAAGAGGAACAAGGUUCGGAGAAUGAAGAAGAGGAUCCAGUCACUGAAGAGGAGCUUUCAGAUGAAGCUGUGGAAGACGAUAGUCAGGGUGACGAGGAACAAGGUUGGGAGAAUGAAGAAGAGGAUCCAGUCACUGAAGAGGAGCUUUCAGAUGAACAUGUCGAUGACGAUAGUCAGGGUGAAGAGGAACAAGAUUCGGAGAAUGAAGAAGAGGAUCCAGUCAAUGAAGAAGAGCAUUCAGAUGAACCUAUGGAAGACGAGAGUCAGGGUGACGAGGAACAAGAUGAACAAGAUUCGGAGAAUGAAGAAGAGGAUCCAGUCAAUGAAGAGGAGCUUUCAGAUGAACCUGUGGAAGACGAGAGUCAGGGUGAAGAGGAACAACGUUCGGAGAAUGAAGAAGAGGAGCCAGUCAAUGAAAAGGAGCUUUCAGAUGAAACUGUGGAAGACGAGAGUCAGGGUGACGAGGAUCAAGGUUCGGAGAAUGAAGAAGAGGAUCCAGUCAAUGAAGAGGAUCCAGUCAAUGAAGAGGAUCUUUCAGAUGAAACUGUGGAUGACAAGAAUCAGGGUGAGGAGGAACAAGAUGAACCUGUGGAAGACGAGAGUCAGGGUGAAGAGGAACAAGAUUCGGUGAAUGAAAAAGAGGAUCCAGUCAAUGAAGAGGAGUUUUCAGAUGAAACUGUGGAAGACGAGAGUCAGGGUGACGAGGAACAAGGUUCGGAGAAUGAAGAAGAGGAUCCAGUCACUGAAGAGGAGCUUUCAGAUGAACCUGUGGAAGACGAGAGUCAGGGUGAAGAGGAACAAGAGGAUCCAGUCACUAAAGAGGAGCUUUCAGAUGAACCUGUGGAAGAUGAGAGUCUGGGUGAAGAGGAACAAGAUUCAGAGAAUGAAGAAGAGGAUCCAGUCAAUGAAGAGGAGUUUUCAGAUGAAACUGUGGAAGACGAGAGUCAGGGUGACGAGGAACAAGGUUCGGAGAAUGAAGAAGAGGAUCCAGUCACUGAAGAGGAGCUUUCAGAUGAACCUGUGGAAGACGAGAGUCAGGGUGAAAAGGAACAAGGUUCGGAGUAUGAAGAAGAGGAUCCAGUCAAUGAAGAUGAUCUUUCAGAUAAAACUGUGGAAGACGAGAGUCAGGGUGACGAGGAACAAGGUUCGGAGAAUGAAGAAGAGGAUUCAAUCAAUGAAGAGGAAUUUUCAGAUGAAACUGUGGAAGACGAGAGUCAGGGUGACGAGGAACAAGGUUCGGAGAAUGAAGAAGAGGAUCCAGUCAAUGAAGAGGAGCUUUCAGAUGAACCUGUGGAAGACGAGAGUCAGGGUGACAAGGAAAAAGAUUCGGAGAAUGAAGAAGAGGACGAGAGUCAGGGUGACGAGGAACAAUGUUCAGAGAAUGAAGAAGAGGGUCCAGUCAAUGAAGAGGAGCUUUCAGAUGAAACUGUGGAAGACGAUAGUCUGGGUGACGAAGAACGAGGUUCGGAGAAUGAAGAAGAGGAUCCAGUCAAUGAAGAGGAGCUUUCAGAUGAAACUGUGGAAGACGAGAGUCAGGGUGACGAGGAACAAGGUUCUGAGAAUGAAGAAGAUGAUCCAGUCACUGAAGAGGAGCUUUCAGAUGAAUCUGUGGAAGACGAAAGUCAGGGUGAAGAUGAAUAA